AUGCGCACCAUCUCGCACUCGCACUCACUCAGUCGGUGCUGGGAAACUAUUUUUCGUCAUCUUGCUUGAGUAGUUAUCCAGUUGCCAGUUAUCCUUCAUCCUUCAUUCGGAUUGAUUGGUUUGAUUGAUCUCGAACAUUUCAAGUAUUUCAAGAACAAAAGAUGCCUAAAGUAAAGUUGCAAAGCUCGGAUGGAGUCCAGGUUGAUGUGGACGUCGAAGUUAUUCAAUGCUCUCAAACCAUCAAAACCAUGUUGGAGGAUUUGGGAUUUGAAGAGGGCGACGAAGAAGUGAUCCCGUUACCCAAUGUCAAUUCCACCAUCUUGAAUAAAGUCAUCCUUUGGGCUACUCAUCACAAGGAUGAUGCUCCACCUCUUGAAGAUGAUGAGACCAAGGAGAAACGAACUGAUGAUAUCAGUAGUUGGGAUGCAGACUUUUUGAAAGUGGAACAGUCCACUUUGUUCGAGCUGAUUUUGGCAGCAAACUAUUUGGAUAUCAAGGGCUUGUUGGACGUGACCUGCAAGACCGUGGCAAACAUGAUCAAGGGGAAGACCCCCGAUGAAAUUCGAAAGCAGUUUAACAUCAAGAACGACUUCACUGUUGCUGAAGAAGAACAAAUUCGCAAGGAGAACGAGUGGUGUGAGGAAAAGUAGUCGCAUUCGUGAUAAGUUGUACGUAGGGCGAAAAAUAGGGUGGGACAACAGCAAACAAUUUUUGAUAGGCUACCCUGCGCACCUUUCUUUUAUUUACAAUACAGAUAAGUUAAGCUUGAAUUUUUCUGUUUCAUUUCCUUCAAAUGCAUAUUAAAUUCAACAGUUUCCUAAUUACUUAUGAUUUAUUACAUUUCUUAUUGGCAUUCAUGAUUGCUACAGUAUUACUCUACGGAAAAACUUGUAUUUGUAAUAUUCAAUGAUGACGUAAACAUAAAUUAAGUUUAUAGUCGGAUUUAUGGGGGUAUACAUUCAAUCCUUUUUUGAAUCUCAAUUUUCCCAUAAUCAUAUUUCGUAAAAAAGUUUCAUAAAUCUACUGAAGAUUAUUUCUAAAUAUGUAUAUAUUUAAACAAUUUCCCAAAACUUGAUGAAAAAUUGACGAAAUCCUGACUAAAUAAUAAAGCAUGCCACGCUAUUAUUGAUA
Molecule: messenger RNA, 1131 nt
Organism: Folsomia candida
Lineage: Eukaryota; Metazoa; Arthropoda; Collembola; Entomobryomorpha; Isotomidae
Product: S-phase kinase-associated protein 1
Exons: 4
Coding region: 162-650 (162 amino acids)
Biological process (GO): SCF-dependent proteasomal ubiquitin-dependent protein catabolic process
Cellular component (GO): cytoplasm; nucleus
Molecular function (GO): cullin family protein binding
Source: RefSeq, a predicted model, not a curated record